Melopsittacus undulatus (budgerigar) is the source of this 926-nucleotide messenger RNA. RefSeq names its product chromosome 1 C8orf82 homolog (gene C1H8orf82). The coding region runs from base 98 to 727 and encodes 209 amino acids. The record is from RefSeq and is a predicted model, not a curated record. The transcript has 3 exons. NCBI's taxonomy places the organism in Eukaryota, Metazoa, Chordata, Aves, Psittaciformes, Psittaculidae.
CUUCCGGUUCCGCCGCCAGGCUCUGCUCCAGUCCCGAGGUCGUUACCGGGCUCGGGCCCGCUCCACUUCCGGUUCCGGCUCCACUUCCGGUUCCGGGAUGCGGCUGCUGCCGGCGCUGCGGGUCCGGGCCGGGUACCGGCAGGGGCAGAGCCCCGAACCGCGCAUGCGCGAGUACUUCUAUUACCUGGAUCACCAGGGGCAGCUUUUCCUGGAUGACAGCAAAGUGAAGAAUUUCAUCACCUGCUUCAAAGAUGUGGCAUUCCUGAGCUUCUUCUUCAAGCAGCUGGAACGCAACCGGAGCGGGCGCUACGAGGCGGAAUUCCCGUUCCUAUCCCGCUGCGGCCGGGAGCGGAAUUUCCUCCGCUGUGAGGAUCGUCCCAUUGUCUUCACCCACCUCCUUCCUGGCAAUUCCCAACUCCUUUCCUACUGCGGCGGCGGCGAGCGCUUGGCGGUGCCAUUCCAACCGGGAAUGCUGACGGUAUUCCCGGACAACGGGCGGCUCUAUCAUCCGGCUCCGGCCAAAUCCGGCGGCGUGGGGCUGGUGCGCUCAGCGCUGGCUUGGGAAUGGAGCUCCAGCUUCCAGUAUGAGCAGGGGCAGGAGCAGAUCCCAACACACUUCCUAUGGGAAGGCCGGAGCUAUCAGCUCAACCAGGAGUUGUUGCCGUUGCUCCAGGCUGGAAGCGCUGGGGAAUCCUCGGAUAUUCCCGUCUCCACGCGCCCUGGAUGAGCCGGCAUUCCCGGUAUUCCCAUUGUUGCUCUGGUGCCACCACCAUGGUGGCCGAAUUCCCCCUUAAAGAAGCUUAAACCAGGAGCACAGAGCUGAUUCCUGAUGGGAAUUUGGGAUGCAGGGAUGGGAUUUGGGGAUGGGGACAAUAAAAGGCGCUGCGGUGACGGGUUCUUUGCCAUGAGCCCUUCCAAAACAACAG